This is a messenger RNA of Drosophila novamexicana, 760 nucleotides long. Its product is annotated as c-Myc-binding protein homolog. Gene Ontology annotation, molecular function: transcription coactivator activity. NCBI's taxonomy places the organism in Eukaryota, Metazoa, Arthropoda, Insecta, Diptera, Drosophilidae. Gene Ontology annotation, biological process: regulation of DNA-templated transcription. The coding region runs from base 59 to 613 and encodes 184 amino acids. The record is from RefSeq and is a predicted model, not a curated record. The transcript is spliced from 2 exons. Gene Ontology annotation, cellular component: nucleus.
UGAACUUAUUCCGAACGAUUCGAUUCAACUCCAAUCUAUAUUAUUUCAUUUUCGCAACAUGUCCUUUAAGCCAAUUGAUCCGAAACGCGAUGAGAUACGUCGCUAUCUGGAACGCGGAAGCGUUCUCGAUUCACUUACAAAAAUAUUUAUACGUGUAAUUAAGGAGCGCCCAGAAAACCCAAUGGAGUAUAUACGAAACAACAUUGGCGUGGUGCGGCAUCAGCACGAUAAAUAUGAACGCCUAUCACAGGAUCUACAGGAGGCAAACGAAGAAAUCCAGCGUUUGCGUGCCAUUAUAAAUAGCAUUAACCCAGAGGUGCUGCAGGGACAGAGUCAGCACGCUGCCGGCGAAUCCGAUUCCGAGCCAGUGACAGUUGCCGUGCAAGUUGAGGACUCUCUCGAGUCGGAGAUCACGCAAGAAGUCAAACAGGGUAUACCUGAAGUAAACAAAGUAGAAAAUGCAGCAGUUGACAAAGCCGAUAAGGAGUUGAGCGCAGCCUUAGACGAUUGCCACAUUGAAGAAAACAACAUGGCUGCCGGCAAUACGACCGAAAAUACAAAGCACAGCAUAUCCGUCCAAGCUGAACCCGGCCACACUGAUAAUACCGAGUGAAUCAUUAUACUAAAUUGCUAAGCUCACAUAAGGCAUACCAUUAGAAUGGAUUCUCGUAGAAAUGUUACCAGUUUGUAAGACUAAGAAGUGUAAGGUAUUUUCCUAAAUAUAAAUAAAACUUGUGUGGAGGCACGCAAAUUCCUUAAA